This is a messenger RNA of Culex pipiens pallens (northern house mosquito), 2450 nucleotides long. RefSeq names its product serine protease grass-like. NCBI's taxonomy places the organism in Eukaryota, Metazoa, Arthropoda, Insecta, Diptera, Culicidae. Gene Ontology annotation, biological process: proteolysis. Gene Ontology annotation, molecular function: serine-type endopeptidase activity. Bases 69 to 1211 code for a protein of 380 amino acids. The transcript has 5 exons. The record is from RefSeq and is a predicted model, not a curated record.
AGCUAGCAUAAAGCGUAAAAGAAUACACGAAAAGUGUUCAGAAGCAAACAAACAUUCGCGCGGUAAGGAUGGAGCAAAUGACGGAGCUUCAAGUGUUGUCACCCGAGAAAACGCCGGUGCACGGAAACGGAAAUUUUAGUGAAGAUGUGCAAUAUUCAUCAUGGCAACAGCACGGAAAUACAAAAUUGUGCAUAGUGUCGGGGUUGUUGGGGGUGGCAUGUGGUACGAUCGUAGUGCUUGUUAUAGUGUUGCUAACCGGCAAUUCGUGUAGUAGUGAUUCCAACAGUCCAUUAAACAUUUUCUGUGUUCGAACUAAAUCAACGAAGAACUUCGAUGACGAACAACAACAUACAGUGCGAAGUGAUUUCAGUACAACAAGAAGGAAGCCGACCAAUUUGUACAACUCUGAAAAUUGUGGUGUAUCUUCUUCCGAUCGGAUUUUGCGUGGCGAAGAAGCAGAGCUGAGCCAGUAUCCAUGGAUGGCAUUACUGUUGGACUCAGCCGGUGAAGUCUCUUGUGGAGGUACGCUAAUUUCCGAAAGAUACGUGCUUACUGCAGCACAUUGUUUGUCCAGAGUAAAAACUGUUAGAUUAGGCGAACACAACAUAACGUCUUACAUCGAUUGUGCAGAUGUUGAAAAAGAAGACUGUGCUCCCGUGGUUCAGAACUUUACUGUGGCGGAUAGCGACAUCAUACAGCAUCGUGAUUAUAGCUCCUCUGAAAUGAGUAAUGAUAUUGGUCUAAUUCGGCUUUCAAGGCCAGUCGACAUGGCGGAAGAUCGUGUUUUGCCAAUUUGCCUGCCUUACGGAGAGUAUCUAGAUGCCGAAAAAGAAAGCGCAACCAUUGCCGGAUGGGGACAUACUGAAAAUGGAACAACGUCCGCUGUUCUGAUGCAUGCGUCGGUGGAGUUGAGGACGAAUAGAUACUGCGCCAGUGAAUUCACCAAAACAAACACUAAGGUUAAACUUGACGAUCGGACCAUCUGCGCUGUUGGAACAAAUGGCCAGAACCACUGCGUAGGAGAUUCCGGCGGUCCGUUACAACUUUUCAAAUCUGUUAAUAGUGGAGAAGGAACUCGAAUCGCUGCUGUUCUGUAUGGAAUAAUAACGUUUGGUGAAAAAGAAUGCAAGGCGGAUUAUCCGAGCUUGCCAGGUGUAUUUGUUAAGGUGUCCUCUUACAUUGAUUGGAUACUAAAUAACAUGACAGAAUAACUGUUUCUGAUGAAUCUCUUGACAACGAAACAGUGAGACAGGUACUAAAUGAAAUUGACAUUGCUAACUUUAAUAUACUCAGUUCAAGCUAAAGAAGUAGGUGGAGUUAUUUCUCUUGUUGAUGUUAGGUAGCAUACUCUACUAAUCGUAAAAAAACAACAUUUGGUUCACAAUUAUGUGUGUCAAAUUACACUAACCAACCAUUUGUUACGUGCACUUUGAAAUUUUCCAACUUUUUUGCGAGGACCAAAUAGUUCUAGAUUAUUUUUUCAAAACAACCAAUGCGCCAUAGGACGCACAUAGGACCUUUUGAAAAAGUAAGCGAGAGUUUUUCUCGACAGUUGACCUACCAAAAUUGACAAAAAAUACUGCGCGGGCUUAGCUCGAGGGGAAGCAUCAAGUUUGGGGUCCCCAGACACACGUACACUUUGAAUUUUUCAGAAAUAUUUAGACAGGUUUUUCUCCAAAGUUUGUAUGGAGAAUUAGGGCGGUUCGUCACUGUUGCAUACAAUCCAAAAUUUGCUUGCAAUAUGUGGGAGUAGCGAACAGCUCUAUUUCUCCAUACAAACUGGAGAAAAACCAAUCGACCCUGUCUAAAUAUUUUUGAAAAAUUCAAAGUGUACGUGUUUCUGGGGACCCCAAACUUCAUGCUUCUCCUCAAGUUGAGCCUGCGCAGAUAUUUUGUUGGUCGGUGUAAUGCAUAUUACAUACGUAUAUUAACUUGACAAUCGAUAUAACUUGGAAGAGAACUCACAAAAAAUGGGAAAUUAGUACAUGUGUUUCUUUGGACCUUCUUAUGAAUGUAUUUCAUAUUUACCGUUCUGUUGGUCGGUGUAACUCUUAAUAUAAUUUAGAAAACAAAAAAAAAAUGUUGAGCAUAUGAAAACAUGCCAGUCAGUUUUUGACAAACGCAACAUAGAGUUUAGUCAGGAAAAUAGCCCAUCGAAUGUUGGGUCCGUAUAAAAUGAGGGUUUAUCUCAUGAUAAGGGAAACACCAAAUGGAUGUUAGUUAAAAUGUUAAUGUUAGAAUGUGAAAGCGUGUGAUCGGCUGUGCUGAUAGAAUAUUACUAUUACAUAACCAUGGGUGGUCUAUCAAGUUCAAGCUCAAGUUUGUUAGUUUUAAAUUAGUUAUAGAAGAAUGAAAAAAAUAAACGGGAAUAAUAAAAAUGCAGGUAAGAUAUGAUAAAAAUAAAUCAGAUUUUCAGAUCAGAAAAAAAAUGUUUUAAAAUGCAUUAUUCA